Molecule: messenger RNA, 2446 nt
Organism: Bombina bombina (fire-bellied toad)
Lineage: Eukaryota; Metazoa; Chordata; Amphibia; Anura; Bombinatoridae
Gene: STK32B
Product: serine/threonine kinase 32B
Exons: 11
Coding region: 85-1194 (369 amino acids)
Biological process (GO): regulation of signal transduction; G protein-coupled receptor signaling pathway; protein phosphorylation
Molecular function (GO): G protein-coupled receptor kinase activity; ATP binding; G protein-coupled receptor binding
Source: RefSeq, a predicted model, not a curated record
UUUGACCACUUUCAAAUACUACGAGCAAUUGGAAAGGGGAGUUUUGGAAAGGUGUGCAUUGUGCAAAAAAGAGACUCCAAGAAAAUGUACGCAAUGAAAUACAUGAACAAACAGAAGUGCAUUGAAAGGGAUGAAGUACGGAAUGUUUUUAGAGAACUACAGAUUAUGCAGUGCCUUGAACACCCUUUUCUGGUUAACCUAUGGUAUUCUUUUCAAGAUGAAGAAGACAUGUUUAUGGUGGUAGACCUACUGCUUGGAGGAGAUUUGCGUUAUCAUUUGCAGCAGAACGUGCAUUUUAAUGAAGAGGCCGUUAAACUCUAUAUCUGUGAACUAUCACUUGCUCUAGAUUAUUUACAAAACCAUCACAUAAUUCAUAGGGAUAUUAAACCGGAUAAUAUCUUGCUGGACGAGCACGGACAUGUUCAUAUUACUGAUUUUAACAUUGCCACGAUAGUAAAAGGAUCUGAAAAAGCUUCUUCAAUGGCUGGAACAAAACCUUAUAUGGCUCCAGAAGUCUUUCAGUCAUUUAUGGAAGUGGGUCCUGGAUAUUCAUACCCUGUAGAUUGGUGGUCAUUAGGAAUCACAGUUUAUGAACUCUUACGAGGUUGGAGACCUUAUGAGAUUCAUUCUACCACUCCAAUUGAUGACAUUCUUAACAUGUUCAAGAUAGAAAGAGUACAUUAUUCUUCUACCUGGUGUAAGGACAUGGUAGCAUUGCUUAAAAAACUUCUCACUAAGGAUCCAGUUUGCCGUUAUUCAAGCCUGUCAGACAUUCAAGCCUCCCCUUACCUUACUGAUAUGAAUUGGGAUGCAGUUUUGGAAAAGACACUCACCCCCAACUUUGUUCCAAAUAAAGGAAGAUUAAACUGUGAUCCAACAUUUGAGUUAGAAGAAAUGAUUUUAGAGUCAAAACCACUGCACAAAAAGAAAAAGAGACUUGCCAAGUAUAAAUCAAAGGAUGCAUCAAAAGAAAGCUGUCCUCUGAAUGGACAUCUCCAGCAGUGUUUAGAAACAGUGAGGAAAGAAUUUAUUAUAUUCAACAGAGAAAAGCUUAGAAAGCUACCAGAACAAUGUGGAAAAUCAGCAAACACAGAAAGCAAAGCACAUAUCCCCGUGAACACAAAACUACAAGAUGGACUCAACACAAACAACAACAUACUAGUACAAGGUUGCCCAAGGGGCUGUAGUACCUAGUUAUGGAAAUAAAGUGUGAACUAUAUAUGGACUUAUUAAGGAUCUUUUUUGCAUGCCUUCACUUACUACCAUAAACUGCUAUUCACGAUGUGAAUUAUUAAAAAAAAAUGCCCAAGCACAGUUUAUGAAUAGAACUUUUUUUCACAUGGCACAAAAUUACUUUUGAAAUUUCUCUGCAAGCAUCAACAUUUUAUUAAGUUCUAAACUUGGCUAAAAUAUUUUUACAAUGUCCUGGAAAAGAACUUGAAUAUAAAUUUUUAUUAUACAUGUUCUUGUUUAUAUUUGUUUAUCUUCUUAAUUGUAAUAUGUUGGACCAAGGAUUUAUUAAAAAAAAAAAAAAACAGGAUUGUCAUUUAGUUUGCAAUGUUAACUGUCAAUUUAUGUAUAAAAUUAGAUUUUAAAGGUAUCUGUGAUGACUUUUUCAUGUAAUAUCAACAUAUAUUGAAUCUGAUUUUAUAAAGUAAUGUCAACAUUCAUUGAAUUGAUACAUGUAUUGAAUCUAUAAACCCUUGAAUACCCUAUAUGAGCAAAGAACAACUUAGAAAUAUUUGCUAUGAUAAUUUGUCCUUUAUAUACAGAAAAACAAUGAAAACCACUAGAAAAUGGUGUGCUUAUCUUCCUGAAAAGCACAUUUUAAUCAAGUUUUGAAUUUAAAAAAGACAAUUUCACUUAUGACUGGAGGGCCAGGGCAUUAGACCUAGCUCCACUCCAUGAUAAUAUCCUGUGGCGGCUCUUGAGUACUGUAUGUAUAAUAUUGUUACAUUGUGGAAAACACUGCCGUCAUAUAGAGCUCAAUACAGGUUCAUGCUCCUGAGCCUACUUCUGUAUGUUUUCAUGGAAAGCAACAAAGGUUUAACAAACGAUACCAUGGAAAAGAAGUGAAUAAAAUAAAGAAAUGAAUUGGAUUUUUUUUAAUUAUACACUUAUUCUGAAGUAUGAAUGUUUAAUUCUGACUUCCUUGUCCCUUACAUAAUUAAACUUUCAUUCUAUUCACUAAAAUAUCUUUGAACAGAGCAGCCGUCCCUAAUUAGUCUAGACCAGCGUUUUCCAAUUCCAGUCACCACGACUCUCGUUUAGAUUUUUUGAUAUCUGAACUAGAGCACAGGAGAAAUAAUCAGCUGACUAGGGCACAGGAGAAAUAAUCAGCUGACCAGUAACCUUGGUAAUUAAACUGCUGUCACCUAUCAGCUGAUUACUUCACCUGUGCUGUACUUCAUAUAUCAUGAAAAUCUGGCCUGUUAAUGAUCCUGAG